Drosophila innubila is the source of this 569-nucleotide messenger RNA. RefSeq names its product eukaryotic translation initiation factor 5A-like. The record is from RefSeq and is a predicted model, not a curated record. The transcript has a single exon. Gene Ontology annotation, molecular function: translation elongation factor activity; RNA binding; ribosome binding. The coding region runs from base 72 to 554 and encodes 160 amino acids. Gene Ontology annotation, biological process: positive regulation of translational elongation; positive regulation of translational termination. NCBI's taxonomy places the organism in Eukaryota, Metazoa, Arthropoda, Insecta, Diptera, Drosophilidae.
GAAUCAGAAUUCUCUUUUUAUAAUAAUUUUAUUUUUCCAAAAGUACAACUAGGAAAAGGACUUUUAUUCCGAUGGCCGACGAUGAUGAGGUUCAAUUCGAUGCCGUCGAUUCAGGUGCAUCGAAAACAUUUCCAAUGCAAUGCUCGGCAUUGCGCAAAAAUGGAUUUGUGAUGCUCAAGGGGCGUCCAUGUAAAAUUGUGGACAUGUCCACCUCGAAGACGGGCAAACAUGGACAUGCCAAGGUUCAUCUCGUUGGCAUCGAUAUAUUCACCCAGAAGAAGUACGAGGACAUUUGCCCCUCGACCCACAACAUGGAUGUACCACACGUUAAGCGAGAGGAUUACCAAUUGACUGACAUAAGCGACGAUGGAUUCGUCACUCUCAUGUCCGAUAAUGGCGAGAUACGUGAGGAUCUCAAGGUGCCCGAGGGUGAAUUGGGCGGAUUUCUACGCACCGAAUUUGGCGAUGGAAAGGAUCUACUCUGCACUGUCCUGGCUGCUUGUGGGGAAGAGUGCGUCAUUGCCAUGAAACCCAAUUCGGGUUUGGAUAAGUGAGGAAUUGAUCGGAAA